AUGAGCUUCCCACCGCCCAAUUCCGGUCAAUAUCCGCAAUAUAUCCCUCCUCCGCAAUACCAGCCUGGCCGCGUCGCCCCGCCGCAGUUCCCAUACAAUGUCGCGCUCCCUUCGCCGUCGCCCUACGGCUACAGUAAACCGGCAGGUUAUCCACCGGGGAUGAUGCAGCAGCAGCCACAGCAGAUCUGGAAUCAAUAUGGCCAUCAAUAUGCACAGCCGAUGUCACCGCAAGCGCAGCAGCAGCAGCAGCAGCAGCAGCAGCAACAGCAACAACCACAACCAACCCUCCAGCCUGCGGCCCUCAUCCACCCCCAACACCUCGCGCAACCUCAGCAUCCGGCCUUCUCUCAAGCGCAGCAGAUUCCCAUGUCGCAACUGCAGCAACCCCCGAUCUCUCAACCCCGACAAUCUCCGGUAGUCCAGCCGCAUCAGUCACCCCUUCAUCAACCACAGCAGCCAUCUCCCCGUCUACAGAUGCAGCAACAGUCUCCCCGAAUCCAGAUGCAGCCGCAACAAUCUCCGAGACCCCAGAUGCUUCAACAGCAACAGCAAUCCCCACGCCCACAAUUUCAACAGCAGUCUCCACGGCCGCAAUAUCAACAACAACAACAACAACAACAACAACCAUCUCCCCGUCCCCAAUUCCAACAACAGUCUCCUCUUGUCCAGUUGCAACAGCUGUCGCCUCGACCUCAGGUGCAACAGCCAUCUCCUCGGCCGCAACUGAAGCCGCAGCCGGUGUCACAAGCUCAGAUGCAACAGCAUCAGCCGCAGCAACAACAACAUCAGCAGCCGCUAUACCAGAAGCCGCAGCAGCAGCAUCAACCGCAGUCGCAGCAUCAGCACCAGCACCAGCAAGCACAGCACCAGCAAGCGCAGCACCAGCAAGCGCAGCAUCAGCAGCCGCAGCAUCAGCACCAGCACCAGCAAGCACAGCAUCAGCAUCAACCGCAACCGCAGCACCAGCAACCGCAAUACCAAGCUCAACAGUCCCCGAUCUCCAAACCUCAGACCAUUCCACCUCAACCUCGGCCACCACCUAUGCCACCAGCGCCUCCUCCAUCAUUGCCACCAGAGGAGCCACAGCAUCAGUUCAUCAAUCCAGCCGAGCUUUUUGUCCAGCCACCACUCCCUACCGCCCCUCGGUCACGAUAUGGUUCCUUAUCGCAAUUUGUCGACCCAAGUGAAUUGUCGACCUCGAUCGAGUUACCUCCGAUGCCAUCUAUUACUUCAUCAACUCCUCCACCGGCUGAACUCAAAGUCCCCCAAGCGCCUGAGGUUUCGGACCAGAAACCUUCACCAGUGAAUCUUGAACAAAGCACGGAGAAUGUUCCCAAGCAAUGGGAAGAAAAGCAGCCAGAGAUACAGAUAAAGCCUCUACCUCCACUAUAUCCCGUCGACAAGCCAGCCGUGAAGACGGAGUCUGCAAAGGCUAAGCCUGCAACGAAAAAAGAAGUGAAGCAACCCGCAGUGGCACCCAAGAAAGAGCCGAAGCAAGCUGCGGCCGCACUAAAACCUGCGGCACCAAAACCGGCGGCGGCGCCUAAACCAGUGCCACAGAAAGCAGCAACGCCAAUACAAUCUCAGACAACUCCCUCGCCUACGAAGUUUGGCAUUCCGCAAGUGAUGGUGCCAGCUCCUUCUCAAGAGUUUCGCUCCAGCAGUCCGAAGCAAACCCCGAAAAAAUUACCGCCCAAGAAACAGCCAAGUCAACAGAUCGCUGAUAAAGUCGCGAAACCGUCUAAACCGCCAGUGGACUACCAGGUCUUGCUACUUUCAUUGGCGGAUGAAUACUUGAACGCUGCGCAUCGUCAUGGAACUAAAACGGCUCUUGUUACUAGCCAGGAAGAUGUUGAGGAGUACUAUAAGCUAGUCUCAACGGGGCUUGGAUGUUUAGAGGCAGUCUUGAAGAAUUGGCGGCUACAACCUCGCAAGGAAGCUCUUGUGCGGCUUCGUUAUGCUCGAACAUUGUUCGAGGAAACUGACAAUGAUCUCGAGGCCGAAACGGCAUUGAGCAAAGGCAUUGAUCUUUGCGAACGAAACCGAAUGCUAGACUUGAAAUACAGCAUGCAGCAUCUUUUGGCGCGUAUGCUCCACAAGACUAACCCGAAGGCUUCGCUGAAGGCGGUCGACGGCAUGAUCCAGGACGUGGAAGCAUAUCGCCAUGCGGCUUGGGAGUAUACCUUUCGUUUUCUACGCGUAACUUUAUCACUGUCCUCUUCGUCACAUCAAGACUCUGUGCAGGCUCUCCAACAUUUGACCAAAAUUUCAGCCAUGGCAAGUCACAAUGGAGAUAAGGCUGUUGCAGCAAUGGCUGCCGUCAUAGAAGCAUUGGCGCACUUGCAGCAGGGCACAGGUUCCGAUGCUAUUGAGCAAGCACAGCGUGCCAUAGCCCUUGCGCGCAGCCAUCAACUGAAUGAUGAGCUUCGGCAUAUCCCACAGCUCGCUACCCUUACUCAGAUGGUUGAUAUCUGUUGCAGUCUGUUGGAGUACGACAUGCCCCAGGCUUCUCAGAAACUCAAGGUCUUGCAAACCUUGGCAGACGAAACCCUUCAUGACCCGAACUGGCAUGCCGAUGGAUCAUUCUCCAUUCCUCUGAAUGGAAAGUCUGCCGGCCCGUCUUCUAUCGACACGGGUGAUAUUCUUCAGGUGCAGAAUGGCACGGUACUUCUUAGCUUCAGUUGGCUUCCCCAGUACGACCUGUAUGCGCUCUCAUAUUUCCUGAGCUCAAUCACUCUCAGUGCCAAGAACUCUUAUGAUGGUCGGAAGGCGGAGCAAUUCCUCGAUGAAGGGCUUCGAAUGAUUCAAGGAGGCUUCACAACCCCCCAGGAGAUUCCCGAGUCAAUGGUGAAUGCUACGAGACGUGUCGAAUGGCGCCGGUCCCUUUGCUGCAAUUUCCUUCUACAGCGGGUCUUCCUAGCUUGUGCCCGCACCGACUGGGAUUACGCUACCCAGUAUCUGGAAGAGCUCCGGCAAUUCACCCAGGAGUGCGGUCCCAACCUGCCCAGGUCUAUUGAAUGUUUGAUGGAAUACGCUGCUGGCACUAUCGCCCAAGCCACUGGUGAUCUCACCCAGGCAUUGAGCAUCUUCCAAUCCCCUUUGUUACUACUUUCACCAUCGGCCAGCAAGACAGCACGCAACGACCCAUGUCGGGACACAUGCAUUCUCGCAGCACUCAACACUAUCCUUAUCAUUCGCGACCCCUCUCACCCUUCCCAUUCCCAGCUUCCUGCCAUCCAAGCAACCCUCGAGCCCUUCUGCCAGAAUGGACCAAACAAGUACAUCCAAGCAGCUUAUUAUCUUGUCUGUGCCACUGUACAGACAGAAUCAACCAUUCAGACCAAAACAUUCCUCCAGCACGCCCUGCAGUCUGCGACAGCUAUCAGCAAUUCCCAAAUCACCUGCAUGACCCUCACUUUCAUGAGCUGGAAGUACUUCCGUGGCGUUGUCGGCGAACAAGCCGAGAAGAGUGUCCGAGCCGGUCGCGCCAUGGCUAAACGAGCCAACGACCGUCUUUGGGCUAGUGUCACCGAUGAGAUGCUUGCGGAGACCCUCGAGCGACAUGGAAAAGGUGAUGAAGCUCGUAGUGUGAGGGAGGAAGGUCAGCGGUUGAUUACGGGUCUCCCGCCUAGCUUGAAGCGUCCGGUCUGA
Molecule: messenger RNA, 3651 nt
Organism: Penicillium brasilianum
Lineage: Eukaryota; Fungi; Ascomycota; Eurotiomycetes; Eurotiales; Aspergillaceae
Source: the annotation of a GenBank genome assembly